GUCAAAGCUCUGCUACGGCAAGUUGUUCGUGGCUUCUAUCAGCCGAAACACUGUAUUCUGCUAGACAUCAUCCUCAAGCACUCGGCCAUCCGUGACGACUACAUAUCGCUCAUCAUGGGUCUACAGAAUCAAGAGAUCCGCAAGCUCUGCGGUCGGCUCCGGGAAGACAGACUCAUCACAAUGCAGACCAAGGUUGAGUAUAAAGACGGGCAAACGAGGCCAAUCAAUAGGUCUUACUACUACGUGGAUUAUCGAGAUGCGACAGACGCAAUCAAGUUCCGGCUACACAAGCUCGUCAGGGUGAUCGAGGAGAAGUCAAGGAACGACUUCGACUCAAAGGGCUAUGUCUGCCCGUAUUGUGCUAGACGGUAUGGACCUUUGGACGUCCUCCCGCUUGUUGCGUCAGAUGGGCAAGGGUUCAACUGUGCAGACUGUGGAGCAUUGCUGGCCGACGACGAAGAGUCGCUUGAAAGUCGAGCGUCACAAGAACGCUUGGGACGGCUUCAAAAACAGACGAGUAAGAUUAUCAGUACCCUCAAGGAGAUUGACGCAAGCUUUGUGCCAAAUAACGACUUCAACUCUGCUUUGCAGCAGGCUAUCCUGCCAUCAGAACUGCUCGAUACGGCAGGAAACACAAAAGUCACUAGAUCAACCAACUCGAUGGCGGCCGAAGUGACGACAACUGCAGCCCUGGGGGUCUCUAUUGACUAUGAUGCUCUUCAAACCGAGUCGCCAGUAGAGAAGGCAAGAAGGCUAGAGCAAGCGCAGAAGAAUCAGUUGCCUGACUGGCACAUGCAAUCUACCAUUUCUGGAGAGUCCAUCACCGCGCAAGAGCCAUCGGCCCUGGAGUCCGACGAAGAGGAGACUAAGUUGACGAGAUUGGAUGCCUCGACAGAGAACGAAGUGGAGGCUUAUUACAGAUCACUAAAGGCACAG
Molecule: messenger RNA, 936 nt
Organism: Protomyces lactucae-debilis
Lineage: Eukaryota; Fungi; Ascomycota; Taphrinomycetes; Taphrinales; Protomycetaceae
Product: TFIIE alpha subunit-domain-containing protein
Exons: 1
Biological process (GO): transcription open complex formation at RNA polymerase II promoter; transcription initiation at RNA polymerase II promoter
Cellular component (GO): transcription factor TFIIE complex
Source: RefSeq, a predicted model, not a curated record